This is a messenger RNA of Phytophthora infestans T30-4, 1190 nucleotides long. Its product is annotated as mitochondrial import inner membrane translocase subunit TIM50, putative. The coding region runs from base 33 to 1190 and encodes 385 amino acids. Lineage: Eukaryota; Oomycota; Peronosporomycetes; Peronosporales; Peronosporaceae. The transcript is spliced from 2 exons. Gene Ontology annotation, molecular function: phosphoprotein phosphatase activity. The record is from RefSeq and is a predicted model, not a curated record.
GGCGACGCCGUACAGACCGCAUAUCUAAGAGUAUGAUGCUGAAGCUAGUGUUGCGCGCACAGCGCGGCAUGCGCGCAUUCGCAGGGAUCGGCGCCACCCGCAAGCUCAUGCUUGCAGCUGAAGCAAGUGCACCCUCUUCUGUCGCUGAAGCGUCGUCUAUCUUUGCUAAAGUGGGUCGUGACAUUCCUCUCAAAGUUGUGCCCCGAGCGGAGCGACGAGCGGCUCGCAAGGCCGCCAAGCACUCCGCCGACGCUGCCACCGGCCACAAGGUCGUGCGUACGUCGUCGCUUCCUGCCCGUAUCUCAUUUGCGCUUCUCGCUGGCAGUAUCUCGGGCUCCAUCGUAUGGAACUUCGUGCUGGACGACGGCAUCAAGAGCCGCGUCAAGGAGACGCUCGGCGCGACAUUCCUGGGCGAUAUCUACGCGAUCAUUGCUAAAAAGGUGGAAGAGACCGUCAAGCCAUUCACAGAUCCGUCCAGACAGAAGCUGCUGCCCGAUUGGCCCAUCCCACAAGUGCCUGCGGACACGCCGCCCGUCCCCGUGUUGGUGCUCGACCUCGAAGAUACACUCGUGCACUCCGAGUGGAGCAGGAAGCACGGCUGGCGUCACGCCAAGCGUCCCGGCGUGGACGAGUUCCUGGAGACCCUGUGCCAAUACUACGAGAUAGUGAUCUUCUCGCAGAACUACGGCGCCGAGGAGAUCGUGCAGAAACUGGAUCCGAAGCAGUGCGCGCUGCACAUUCUGUCCCGUGAUGCCACGCGGUACCUGAACGGCGCCCACGUCAAGGACCUGUCGAACCUGAACCGCGACUUGAGACAGGUGGUGAUUCUGGACGACGACCCGGCCGCGUACCAGCUUCAGCCCGAAAAUGCCAUUCCAGUUACGCCCUUUACGAAUGGACGGGAUCGCGACGACCACGAGCUUAAGGAUCUGAUUCCGUUCCUAAAGGCGUUGGCUUCGGAACGGGUUCCGGACUUCCGUCAGGUGAUUGGUGAAUUCCGUGACGAGGACGGAGUCGUCCGUGACCUCGCCACCAAAUACGGCGCCCGUGUGCACCAGCUUGAGAUGCAGAAGGAGCAGAAGAAGAAAAAGGGCUUCGGUGGCUUCGUUCGAGGUCGGCUGUCACACCACCCUGCCUCACCGACUGGAGGUGUAGCUGCUAGCGGCUUCUCUAGUGGGCCGCACGUUUAA